Molecule: messenger RNA, 1380 nt
Organism: Parathielavia appendiculata
Lineage: Eukaryota; Fungi; Ascomycota; Sordariomycetes; Sordariales; Chaetomiaceae
Product: FAD-binding domain-containing protein
Exons: 3
Coding region: 1-1380 (459 amino acids)
Molecular function (GO): FAD binding
Source: RefSeq, a predicted model, not a curated record
AUGCCAAACACGAAUAGAGCUGAUCUCGUCGACGCGCUGGCUAGGGCCCUCGGCAACGAGGCAGGGUCGUUCUCUCGUCCCGGCAGCGACGACUACGAGCAAAUCAACAACUCGUACUUCAGCGCCUUUGAAAACGAGCUCAGGCCUUCCUACAUCGUCCGGCCCAGUACAGUCGAACAGGUGCGCGCUCUGCUUGACGUACUGCGUCCCCAUGCCCUCUCAGGAUCAUGCCGCAUCGCCAUUCGCGGCGAAGGCAUCACCCUGAGCGACGGCAAGUCGGCUGUGGAGAUCGUCACCGGCGAAACGUGGACGACGGUCUACGCCGAACUGGACAAGCACGGCCUGACGGUUACCGGUGGGCGAGUCGGCCGCAUCGGCGUGGCCGGCUUCAUCCUGGGAGGUGGCUUAUCCCUGUUCUCGACCCGUAUGGGAUUCGCAUGCGACUCGGUCAUCGAGUUCAAGGUGGUGCUGGCCUCGGGCCAGCUCGUCCGCGCCUCGGCCGACGAGAACGCCGACCUUUGGAUUGCCCUCAAGGGUGGGCUCAACAACUUCGGCAUCGUGACUUCGAUCACCAUGAAGACGUUCCAGAGGCGGGACAUUUGGGGCGGCGUCACGUACUACAUGCCGGGGACCUUCUCGCAGAUCCUUCAGACGGCUUGUGACUUUGUGCAGAACGAGCCGGACGAGGACGUCCAGAUCAUGUGCAGUGCCGGCUACGGCUAUGGCCACCAGGCCGUAACCUGUAUCAUGUACCACACCCAGGGCAAGGUGAACCCACCCUCGCUGCAGCCCUUCACUGCUGUGCAACCGCAAAUCGAGCAGAUGGGGACCAUGAGAACCGCGACGCACACUGAUUUUUAUGGAGAGCUGUCAAAAUUCACCAGCGACGGCAUGAGACAAUACUACGCUUCCAUCACCAUCAAGCCAGACAUUGCCCUAAUGGAAGCGUUCCACAACAAGUGGCAGGAGACUCUUGCGACCAUCCAGGACGCUGAGGGACUCGUCUUCUCGUUUGGUUUCCACCCGCUGACCAAGGCCCUGCUCGCGAACUCGGCCAGAGCGGGCGGCAACGCCAUGAACAUACCUCCGUCCGACGGCCCGCUGUUUAUCAUCCUCAUCAACCCCUGCUGGACCCAGCCGCGGGAUGACAGCCGCAUCUUCGCCGCCGUGGAGGCCAUGUUGGCCGAGUUCCGCCGCCUUGCCAGGGAGAAGGAACUGCUGCAUCGGUAUAUCUUCACCAAUUAUGCCUAUCACAAGGAUGAUGUGCUUGCCGGGUAUGGCGAGGAGAGCCUGGCGAGGCUCAGGGUGGUGAGAAGAACGUAUGAUCCGGAGGGUUUGUUUCAGACAUGCGUUUCCGGCGCCUUCAAGCUGGGUGUCUAG